AUGAGCAUCCUGACCCUCCAUCAUCCAAGAAUCGAGGGCGACGAGCCUGGCGAAUCCAGCGCAGAAGUAGACGUUGUUGCGGUCCACGGCCUCUACGAAUCAGCAUACGAUACCUGGACCGAGCAAGCCAACGGACAGCUAUGGCUUCGGGACAUGUUGCCAUAUAGCGUGCAAAACACUAGAGUCUUAGCCUACAGUUAUCCCUCGCAGAAGUUGAUUUCACCAGAGGAACCCGGAUCUUUGAAAUUCUUGUCAUGCGCAACAAACCUCAUCGCAGAGCUCUAUGCCGAUCGAUGGUACGAUAAAGGGACAGAACGACCCAUCAUAUUCGUAUGCCACGGCUUCGGUGGACUGUUAGUCAAACGGGCGUUGAUUCAUUCCGCGAACAUUUCUUCCAGGGAGACAGAGCAUUUGAGAUCGAUUUACCUUUCAACUCAUGCCAUUUUGUUCUUUGGCACUCCUCACCAGGGGCUCGACGAAUCGUUCUUACAAUACUUCCAACGCACCUCUCCGAGAUCAAACCUAUUCUUCUUGAAUAGCCUCCGGAAAGACUCCUCCUUCCUGGCCGAUCUCGCUGAUCAGUUCGCACCACUGAGAAAGAGAUUUAGGAUCUACCAUUUUUACGAACAGAACCCAUCCGUCGUGGGUGACAAAGAAACCUUUAUUGUCAGCGAAAAUUCAGCUGCUCCUGGCUGGGAUGAUGCCUGUCGAUGUGGGAUUUCUGCUACUCAUUCGCGCAUGGUCAAAUUCAUAGGCUGGAACAGUCCAGGCUGUAGAACCACACUUUCAACUCUCAUGCAAUGUCGGUCAGAGGCCCCAUCAUGUAUCCAUAGCAGGUGGCACAGCGAGCACGAGCAGCGGCGGGCUGAAAGUGAGAAGCAGGCCUCAAGAGAGUUUGACGAUUCGAGAGAUGAACCCUCCCCAACGUUAAGCGCUUGCGGCUCCACCAAGCAUCGACAGUAUCAUGUUCCCCAUUCAUCUAGCAGCCACUUUGUUGGCAGGAGGGGGCAGUCAAAGGAGGCAAGGCAACGCUUAAGCCCUGUCGAAGGCGCUCCAACGUGGCGUAAACCGAAGAUUUUGGUCGUCUGCGGUCUUGGUGGUUCUGGAAAGACUCAAUUUGCCCUCAGAUUUGCUGAGGAGACUCGGAGUCAAUACUGGGGAACCUUCUGGGUGGAUGCCACAAGUCCCGAGACUUUGGAGAAUGGGUUUUCCUCUCUCGGCAUGACUGCAGGAAAAGGGCUAUCAUCAUCCAGUGCCAUUCACUGGUUGUCGACCUGCUUGCGGCCUUGGCUGCUCAUCUUGGACAACGCCGACGAUCCGGACGUAGAGCUAUGGCACUACUUUCCCGCAGGCGGAAAUGGACACAUCAUGAUCACCACGCGGAACCCGGGAGCCAAUAUUUACUCCACCGAGGGUCGCAUCAAGUUGGGCAGGAUGGAUCCAGAGGAAGCAACGGUGCUAUUGCUGCAAUCUGCGUAUCCGGCGCCUGAUGUCCGAAGUCAAGAUCCUACGAAUAGGUGUUUGGCGGCUGCUAUCGCAAAACGACUUGGCUAUCUGGCCAUAGCUCUGAUCCAUGCUGGCGCCACUAUUCGAAGGAACAUAUAUACUUUCGAGACCUAUCUCCAUUAUUACCUUGACCAUCGUCGGGUGCUCUUGAGUGCUCAGAACGUGCACAGUGCUUCAUAUUCCGACACGAUAACUACAUGGGAAAUCCCGUUUCAGAGAAUUGCCAAAAGAAACUCUAUCGAGCACAAAGACGCUGUGGACUUGAUGCACCUAUUUGCCUUUCUGCAUUUUGAGUCUAUCCCAGAGCAGAUGUUUCGGCGUUCAUGGCACAAUCUGUCGAGUGCUAUCACAACGUCCAACGGUUGUCCUCAGUUCCUACGUGCGAACGUAGUGGGUGAUGCAGAGGCUCGAGUCAGAUUUCGCCGCGGCGUGCGAGUCUUGUACGAUCAUUCGCUCAUCGACCACGAUCCAGACAAGGAAAUAUGCUCCGUUCACCCUGUUGUCCAUCGUUGGGCUCAAGAAAGACUGCCCCGUUCAGCGCAACUAGAGUGGUUGAAUCACACCAUCACUGUCCUAGCAUCUUGCAUUCCUCGGCACCUUGAGGCCUCGGGACGUCGGUUCCGCCAGGCUCUUCUUCCUCAUAUCGAUGCCUGUCUGCGUGAGCUCAAAAACAGAUUGGGCUUACUCCCUGACACGAUUUCGAGAGCUACUGAAAUCGAAAGGUUCGCUUCUGUGUACGCCGAAAACGGGAGAUGGAAGCAGGCCAGAAAUUGGCAGGAAAGCAUUUUCGCUUUCAGGAGGCAAAAACUGGGUCGAUGGGACGAAGACACUUUUCGUGUGCAAAAGAGCCUUGCUGAAACCAAGUGGAACUUGUUCGAGAUCAAGGAUGCAAUCCUGAUACAGAGAGAGAUAUUGACGUCGAGAUGGCUGCUCAGGCCAUCCUUGAUUUAUUGGAUAUCAUGGCCACCCUGGAAGCCUGACCAUCUCGAAUACUGCCUUGCCUUGAACGACCUGACGGAAACUUUGUGGCUUGCUGGACAGCGAGAGUGGUCAAAAUAUGUUGGCGAGCGCGCGGUGCGCGGCCUCACAAAACGGUUAGGCACUGAAGAUCCUCAGACCUUGAAAGCGCUAUUUAACCUUGCCCGGACUUAUCUGCAUCUUGGAGACCAACAACUGAGUCAGAGGCUCCUUGUUAAGGUCCUUGUCAAGCGAAAAAGGUUGUUUGGCAUGGACCAUCCUGACACGCUCAUGACGCGCAACGAACUGGGGAUGAGCCUCUGCGCAAGGACGGCUCAAGACGAACAAUCACGCCAUCGACAACUCGCAAUUGCGGAAAGGUUGGUCACCAACGUUCUCGCUACCCGAAGGCGCAUUUUUGGAGAGGAGCACGCAUAUACCCUGUGGUCGGUGAAUGAUCUCUCCAAGGUGUUCUGCGAGAGACAGCGCGGUGCGGAAGCGGCAGGACUGCUGGAGGCCAUUCUUGAGGUUGUCAGUCGCACUCUGGGCGAUACCCAUCGCUGGAAAGAGGCCGAAUCCCUACUGAAAAGCUUGCUGAAGGUGAUUCCCCUGGACCACCCGGACUCGGUCAACGUGCGCUCUGGACUCGUACAUGUCCAAAUCCGGAGGCGUAACUUGGCCGAGGCAGAAGCAGGAUGCCUCGAGCUGUUCGACAUGAUGAAAGACAAACGUUUCAAAGAGAUCCUAGCGCCAGGCAACCCCCGCGCGUUGAAAAUCUACGAACAAAUGCUUCAGAUCUAUCGCCUACAAAACCGCCCCGCUGAGCUGCAAGCGUUGAGUGUUAAGGUGCCGGCCGCCAAAGUCUCGUCGCCACGGGCACGAUUUGAUAUGCUGCCGAUCCAGAAGAUCCUGCGGAGAGAAAGUGAGCUCGAUCGGCUUUACUGA
Fonsecaea pedrosoi CBS 271.37 is the source of this 3408-nucleotide messenger RNA. RefSeq lists its product as uncharacterized. Lineage: Eukaryota; Fungi; Ascomycota; Eurotiomycetes; Chaetothyriales; Herpotrichiellaceae. The record is from RefSeq and is a predicted model, not a curated record. The coding region runs from base 1 to 3408 and encodes 1135 amino acids. The transcript is spliced from 3 exons. Gene Ontology annotation, molecular function: protein binding.